This is a messenger RNA of Paramecium octaurelia, 471 nucleotides long. NCBI's taxonomy places the organism in Eukaryota, Ciliophora, Oligohymenophorea, Peniculida, Parameciidae. The record is from the annotation of a GenBank genome assembly.
AUGGGGGAUCCAUCUAAUUUGUUGGUCUAUGAUCUUAAAGGAAGUGAAACCAACAGACUGGAAAAGAAGAAGAAAGGAGUCCUUCUGGAUACUAAUUUCAGAAUUGAUAGAAAUUCUGAACCUAUUCCUAUUCUCAAGGAAAAUUACAGAUACAAUGACAGAGCAUUCUAAGUAUUCCUUUAAUCUUAUAGUAGAUCGAUUGCAAAUUCCUCAAUAAACAAAAUGUUAUUGACUAUUCAUUGUUGUUGAUCAUUGACUAAAAGUAAAAGAAACUCAGAAUGGGUAUUAUUGAUUAUUUAAGAUUCUACACUUGGGAUAAGGAAACUGAACAUUAUUUAAAGUAUUUAUUAAAAGGAGGAAUGGUAUCAUAUUAAUUUAAAUCCUUAUUUACAGGUACCUACCAUUGUUAAUCCAGGAGAUUAUAAAAAGAGGUUCAUUAAUGCAAUAUUAAAAUAUUUUAUACCAGUGUGA